Messenger RNA from Nerophis ophidion (straightnose pipefish), 8645 nucleotides. RefSeq names its product TBC1 domain family, member 4 (gene tbc1d4). The record is from RefSeq and is a predicted model, not a curated record. NCBI's taxonomy places the organism in Eukaryota, Metazoa, Chordata, Actinopteri, Syngnathiformes, Syngnathidae. The coding region runs from base 384 to 4094 and encodes 1236 amino acids. The transcript is spliced from 23 exons.
UGAGAGCGAGACGAAGAAGGCGCGUGGGUGACUCCGCCUCCCUCCUUCAGAGAAGACACCAGCGUGGAAAGCAGGAGAAGGAAGAAAGAAAGGCGACACUAAACCUUGAAUAAUUUUCCCCUUUUUAAUCAUUUUAACCGGCCUGCGGCCAUUGGCGACUUUGUUCGUGCGGGCCCGGAAGUAGGACUUGUGAAGAUGCGCCCCCGGAGGCAGUAAAGCGCCGCGAGCAGUGUUGUGUUUACAUCGUUCAGUGGAGCCCAGGACACGCAACACAUGCCAGGGAACCCACUUUGCGUUUAGCCACGGUUGCGCCGACUUGGGAGUGGCAGCAACAUUCUUUCAACUUGUUUUUUUUUUUGGAAGAGGAGUCCCAGCUGUCCCACAUGGAGCCCAACCAGGGCGAGAAGGACAAGCGCUACGCCCUCACCUACGUCGGCUGGUCGACGCUGGGUCGCCGCACCACGCUGCCCAUGCUCCCGUGGCUGGUGGCGGAGAUCCGGCGGAGGAGCGAAAGGGGCGACUGCGGCCCCGCCAUGCAGCCCCGGGAGGUGCAGCUGCUGUUGCACAGCCCCUUGCUCCGCUGCGUGCCCUGCUCCUCCUCCUCCUCGUCCUCCAACAAUUACUCGGUGUUCAUCUUCGAGCAUAAGGCGCAGCACAUCUCCCGCUUCCUGCACAACAGCAACGACCUCACCUACUUCGCCUACCUGCUGAGGGCCCACCCCGACAACCCCGAAGCCGAGAUGUCCUGUCACGUGUUCAAGGCCGGAGACCCCAACCUGGUGCCUGAGGUGAUCAGCAGCAUUCGCCAAGUGUCCAAAUCAGCCCUAAAGGAAGAGGCCAAACCAAAACAGGAAGCCGAAGAGGCCUUCUACAACUCUCAGAAGUUUGAAGUGCUCUACUGUGGCAAGGUGACGGUGGGGCACAAGAAGGCGCCCUCCACCCUCAUUGACGACUGCGUGGAAAAGUUCCACCAGCAUGAGGUUAAGCGCAAACGUCUUCUUAAUGGCCAGAAAGGCUCCGUAGACAAAGUCCCUGUGGAGUUCACCAUUGGUGGGGAGGUACAUCCACUCUCGUCGACUUUGAAUGAGAAGACCGAGGAGCCAGAAGUUCUUGAAGGCGACGACUUGUUGGGCCUGUCCACCAGCGCCAGUCAGAACAGCCUGAGAGGAACGUUACCCGAGUGCAUCCUGGAAGAUUCAGGCUUUCAGGAACCGCAGGAGUUUCGCACGCGCUGCAGCAGCAUGGCUGGAGGUCUGCAGAGGAAGCCCGGCGAAGGGCCCGCCGCUAAGGACCCCGCACGCCGCAGACACGCCAGCGCUCCGAACCACGUUCAGCCAUCCGAUUCGGACAAAAACCGAACCAUGCUCUUCCAGGUUGGCCGUUUUGAAGUCAACCUCAUCAGUCCAGACAGCAAGACAGUGGUGCUGGAAAAGAACUUCAAAGAUAUUUCAUCUUGUUGUCAAGGUAUCAAGCAAACGGAUCAUUUUGGAUUCAUCUGUCGCGACCUGUCAGAAUCUGGCCCCAGCCAGUAUGUGUGCUUCGUCUUCCAGUGUGCCAGCGAAUCCCUGGUGGAAGAGGUGAUGCUGACCCUGAAGCAGGCCUUCAGCACAGCAGCCACCUUGCAGAGCAGCAAGACUCAGAUCCAGUUAUGCGAGGCCUGCCCCAUGCACGACUUGCACAAGCUCUGCGAGCGCAUUGAAGGCCUCUACCCGCCACGAGCAAAGGUGGCCAUCCAGAAGUAUGUCUCCCAACUGGCUGACAAUGAGCAAGUGGACAUCUUCGAGCGACUUCAGAGACUGAAGCCUGGUUCAGACCAAGAGGAGAACGAACUGGUCAUUCUUCAUCUCAGACAGCUUAGUGAAAGCAAGCAGAAGACGCACCUCCAUAUUGGAGAGGUCCCCCAGAACGCGGCAAACAACGCGUCGGCGGGGGACGCCGGAUCCACAGGCAGCCGCUUCAAAUUGGACAUCCUUAAAAGUAAAGCUCGCUCGUCCCUCACCACCUCCCUGGAGAACAUCCUGGCCAGGGGGGCCAGCCGGAUGCGAGGCCGUUUGGGAAGCAUGGGAAGCAUGAGCAGCUUUGAAAGACAGGAUGAGGAAUCGACGGGUCUGUCGCCGCCGGCGUCCCCGCCUCCUUUCCCAGACGACGACCCGGAAGCCGGCUUGCAGUUCCGUCGGCGCGCUCACACCUUCAGCCAUCCGCCCGUGAAGAAGCGCAUCUCCUUUGAAGGCCAAGGGAAGCCGGCGCCGCUACGCCGGCAGCAGUCUGUCACGCAGGAAGCUCUGCAAAGCAGUCCCGUGGCCGUGUCGAGAACGCGCAGCGUGUCGGAGAGCCAGUCCUUCAGCCUCCCCUCCUCCUUCUCCGCUCCCACUUUCCUGAAAAGCUUUUACCAGGGCUCGCUGGGCUCCCUCAGCUCGCUGACAGACAGCGGGAGCCUCAGGAGCAUUAAUGGCGAAGGCAGGAAGAGGACGCUGUCCGGCUGCAGCAACGACUCCUUGAGCGGCGCUUUGACCCCGAGCCCCCGCAGGGUCUCCUGGAGGCAGAAGAUCUUCCUGAGGGUCGCCUCGCCCAUGAACAAGGCCUCCAUGCACGAUUCAGACCAAUCAGACGCAAGGGAGCUGCUGCCGCUCUCGCCUCACCCUUCGCACUCAAACGAAGACCCCAUGGGUCGUCGCCCCACGGCGGGAGAGCGUCCAAAGAGGACGCCGGCGGACUACAGGGCCUUGUGGAAGACGGCCAUUCGCCAGCAGAUCUUGCUGCUGCGCAUGGAGAAGGAGAACCAGAGACUGGAGGCGAGCAGGGAUGAGCUGCACAUCCGCAAGAUGAAGCUGAGCUACCAGGAAGUGGGCCCAGAAUCCAAAGAGGCGCUGUGGGAAAAAAAACUGACGACGCCGGGAAGAACCACAGUCCUGCAGGACAAGGACCAGCUCUAUCGUGCACUCUGCCAAGGUGUUCCCAAAAGCCGCCGUGGGGAGGUGUGGUUGUUACUCUGCCAUCAGCACCGCCUGUGUCACAGACUUCCCCAGCGCCAACACUCCCCCGACACCCCCUACAGGGACCUGCUGAAGCAGCUGACCGCCCAGCAGCACGCCAUUCUGGUGGAUUUAGGCCGGACCUUCCCCUCCCACGAGUACUUCUCAGCCCAGCUGGGUGCGGGACAACUGUCCCUUUAUAACCUGCUGAAAGCCUACUCUCUGCUGGACACUGAGGUGGGUUACUGUCAGGGUGUCAGCUUCGUGGCGGGCGUGUUGCUGCUGCACAUGAGCGAGGAGCAGGCCUUCGACGCGCUCAAGUUCCUCAUGUACGACCUCGGCAUCAGACGCCAGUACAAGCCUGACAUGGUCUCUCUGCAGAUCCAGAUGUACCAGCUCUCCAGGCUGCUGCACGACUACCACCGGGACUUGUACAACCACCUGGAGGAGUACGAGAUCUGCCCCAGCCUGUACGCGGCGCCCUGGUUCCUCACGCUCUUCGCCUCGCAGUUUCCCCUCGGCUUCGUGUCCCGCAUCUUCGACUUCCUGUUCAUCCACGGCCCUGAGGUGAUCUUCAAAGUGGCCCUCUGUCUCCUGAGCAGCCACCAGGGGGAGAUAGUGGAGUGUGAUAGCUUCGAGAGCAUUGUGGACUACCUGAAGACCACGCUUCCCACGCUCACGCACGCGCAAAUGGAGCAGACCAUCGCCAAGGUGAUGGAGAUGGAUAUCUCCAAGCAGCUCCACACGUACGAGGUGGAGUAUCACGUGCUGCAGGACGAGAUGCUGGAAAGCGCCACGCCGCAGGCCGACGACUCGGACCGCUUGGAGAAGCUGGAGAAAACCAACGCACAGCUGAAGAAGCAGAACAUGGAUCUGCUGGAAAAACUUCAGGCGGCCCGGCAGAAGAUCCAAACCCUGGAGACCAACGUGGACAACUUCCUGUCUCGCGAGAGCAAAAUGAAGCACGUGAUCCGCUCGCUGGAGCAGGAGAGGGCGUCCCACCAGAGGACCAUCGAGCGCAUGCGCUCCUGCCUCCCCCCCGACGCCCUGACAGAUGUGGAGAUGACCCACAUCAGAGCGGGACCCAACGGGAAAGCCAAAGCCGGCGCCAAGAAGCCGUGAUGAGUUCAAAGCCGGGCGGACAGUAGGAAUCCUCACUACACUCGCAGGGCUCAUUAUUGCACUUAAAAGUACAGUGGAACCUCUAAGGCCAAAUCAGAAAUUGUGGAAAUAAUCUGUUCCAGGGUCAAACUGGGCCCGCCAUAAAACCUUUUAUUCAUUAUGCAGGGAUUGUUUUUGUGUCAAAACAAAACGUAGGGUCCAUUUUGUACCUUUUGCCCGUUGUUGGUGCUUUUAAUACAGAAUGGGCAAAAAUGACCGCCUAUAGUCGAUAUUGUUCUAACGAUCUCAACUUUAAAAACACAGAAAAUGCAACAUUUCACCGCUUUUGCCUUCUUCCACAGACCCUAGCAACUUUCUGCUGGCCUUUUCCGCACAGGUGUUUUUCCGCCCUGGUGCUACCUUUUUAGCUGCUCAAUUGCCGGAGCCAUUUUGUACCUUUCGCAUGUCAUGGUGCCUUUCGUACAGAACGGUCACAUGAAGGCAAAUUGCAUCUUUUUUCUUUUUUUAAUCAGUCAAAGUGGCAAGCAAGUGCAAAAAGAAGUUAACUCUUUUUAAAUGAAAUAAAUGUAGCAAAAACAACAACAUAACAAAAGAUAUGUGGCGCUAGCUGGGCUUUGGACAUAUUGGUAUUUUUUUCCCCCAACUCUAAUCGGGUUUCCAACAGUACAGUACAGCUCGGUUGGUAGAGUGGCCGUGCCAGCAACUUGAGGGUUCCGGGUUCGAUCCUCGCUCCCGCCAUCCUAGUCACUGCCGUGGGCAAGACACUUUACCCACCUGCUCCCGGUGCCACCCACACUGGUUUAAAUGGAACUUAGAUAUUGGGUUUCACUAUGUAAAGUGCUUUGAGUCACUUUGAUGUCUCCAAAGUUCCAAAAAAUAGUCGAAAAAAAAGGAAAAUAACAGAGCUGUUGAAAAUGAAAAUGGCGGCUGUAUUACCUCGGAGACGUCACGUUCUGACGUCAUCACCACAUGAGUGAUAAACAGAAAGGCGUUUAAUUCGCCAAAAUUCACCCAUUUAGAGUUUGGAAAUCGGUUAAAAAAUAUAUGGUCUUUUUUCUGCACCAUCAAAGUAUAUAUUGACGCUUACAUUGGUCUGCUGAUAAUGUUCCCCUUUAAGACUGUGUUAUAUUGUUCAAUUAAGGGGACUAGCCUGCGUGCUAUUUUCUGCUCAGCUAUUGCGUAGCUGCGAGUUAUUAGUUCAGCUUUUUCAAAUGACUAUGGUGGAGAUACAAGAAAAGACCGAUUUUGCGUGUUAAACAGCUUUCUUUGCACAACUAAGUCGGCUGCAGGGCUGCUUGUAUCGGAGCUGAUAUCAUUCCGGUACUUGUUUUUUUUGCUGAUAUUACUGAUACCGAUUGGACGUCCUUAUUCUUAUUUAUCAUACAAGUGUUAAAGAAGUUAACCACCAAAUACAACAGAUGGAGCUUUGAAACAUUCUCAAAUGAAAAACAUUUUUGGGGAGUGGCUGAAAAAAUGCUUUCCUGACGUCUGGAAUGAUUUGACUUGUUGUUAUAGACAAAAGCCAAAGAUAAAGCAAACGUUAGGUUGAGUUUAGAGCUAGCUGGAAAAAAAAGAAUUCUAUUGACGUUGCAAAAAGGCACAAAAAUCCAAAGAAAAAGCCGACAUUAUUUGUCAGGCUGGGUAGAACUAGUGACGUUUUAAGUAUGUCGUCCAAAGAAAAUCUUUCAUCGUUCGAUUGCUUUUGUGAAGUUGUGUCGGAUUUUGUUUGACUUUAGAAGUUCCACUGUAACUUUUUUUUUCUAGCAGAAUGUUCCUCAGCUGCCGAAAGUGACAAUCCACUUUGCCCCCCGCUGGCCAAACUGUGAACUGCCAUACCAACAUCGGCCAUUCGGCUUUUUUUUUUUUAAGUGACUUGUCGCAAACGCUAACUGAAAGUUUCAGCGUUAUCAGACCGCCAGCUUGUCUCCUCCUGAGGAGGAAGUGUGUCUUUGCGAAAGCCCAGACAGGAUGUGAGGUCGUCUGCCUGGUUGGCUUCCUGUGUGACUGACCGCAGUGUCGCCUGAAGACACACCACUCUAGUCGCUCCUUUUUCUCAAGCUCAAUCGGCAAUAAAAGAACUUGAAAGCGGUCGUGGGGUGAAAUGGAGUGCAGUGUUUGUCUGCAACCAGCAGGGGCGCCGUGGCUUCAGUCUCCACUCAAAAGAAAGGCGGCGCUAGCUACGGGGUGUCCAAACUUCUCACGUCAGAACUUUUAAUGUCUUCCGUUAUUUUAUUAUGUUUUAUGUAUUAAAGCUGCACUUAAAAGAAACAAUAUUUUAAUACGAUAAGAUCCAAUCUUGUAAAAGUAAAAGGAAAAGAAUAAAUUUGAGUAAAUGUUGGAUAGACUUCUUAAAAUUACAAACAUUUUCUUGUAACUUUACGAUGUUUUCCCUCUUUAGAAUUCCAAUUUUAUUUACUCCAAAAACAAAAACAUGCUGCUACGAGAAUAAUGUUUUGAUAUUACGAGAAGAAAAACGUUUAUUUUUUGUCAAAUAGAUACUUUUUUAACAAAAAAUUGCCACUAUAAGAAUAUAACAACAAAGUGUUGUUUUUUUCAGUCAUAUUAUUUAUUAUAAUAUUUGAUUUAUAAGUAUUGCUAUGCAACACUAAUUUGGCCCUAGUGUGUGAUUGGGAGUGUGAAUGUUGUCUGUCUAUCUGUGUUGACCCUGCGAUGAGGUGGCUACUUGUCCAGGGUGUACUCCGCCUUCCACCCGAAUGCAGCUGAGAUAGGCUCCAGCGACCCCAAAGCGGAAGAAAAUGGAUGGAUGGAUGUAAUGUUCUAUAUUUUUAAUGGAACAUUUAAAAUGUUGGUGUUGUUCAAUUGAGACCCAUCACAGUGCUUCAUACACUUAUCUCUUAUGUUUCACUGCCAUCUGCUGGUCAUAAUUAUCAUUACACCAUGUACCAAAUAAAAUAGCUUUGAGGUGGUUAAGCUCAACCAGACGUCUUCCUUACAUUAGGCGCACCGGGUUAUAAUGCGCACUGUCGAGUUUUGAGGGAAGAAAAAGGCUUUUAAGUCUGGAAAAUACGGGAACUUAAUGUCAAGCUUGAUGGAUUUUGAGCCCCUUCGUGGUUUUAUUAGGCCGUAAAACUGCCAAGAAGGUGCUUUGACAGAUAGUGCCUCUCCCCCUAUAAGGGAAGGUCUUACCCGUAAAGCGGUAGAAAAUGGAUGGAUGGAUGUCUUAUUCUCAUAAAAUUAUGAUACAAAAACGUGGAAAAUAAAUAUUUUUCUUUAUAAAUACAAAUUUGAUAUUUUUUACUCCUAUUUUUUCCUGGUAUCAACGUUUUUUUCUUGUAAUAUUACCACGAUUUUCAAUAAUAUUCUUGCUUCAUAACGUUUUUCUCCUAACAGUACUUUUUUUUUUUUUAUUAAAAAAAUUAAACUUUUCUUUUCCGACAAAACAACGUUAUUCUUGAAAAGAAAAAAAUCUUCAUGUUUUCUCCAUUUUUGACGCUUCUUGUGGGUGGGUUAAAAAAAACGUUUUUUCCUUGUGAUAAUUAAAGUUAAAGUACCAGUGAUUGUCACACAAUAGUACUUUUUUAAGUGUUAUUCUUGCAGAAUGUAAUUUUUUUGCUUGUAUUUGAUAUUUUUUAUUCCCAUGUUUCCCGGGAUAAACGUUUUUUUCUUAUAAUAUUACGACUUUUAUUUUUAACCAUAUUCUUGCAACAUAACGUUUUUUUUUCUCCUAACAGUACAACCUUUUUUCUCCUUUUUAAUCAAAAAAAAGGAAACUUUUCUUUUCUGUUAAAACUAUUUUAUUCUUGAAAAUAAAAAUAAAAAUCCUCAUGUUUUCUCCAUUUUAAAACGCUUCUUUGGUGGGUGAAAAAAAGUUUAUUCCUUGUGAUAAUUAAAGUUAACUUUAAGUUAAAGUACAAAUAAUUGUCACACAAUAGUACUUUUUUGAGUAUUAUUCUUGUAGUAUUAAAAUUUUUUGCUUGUAUUUUUUAAUCCAUCCAUUCAUCCAUUUUUAAUUAAUUGUAUUUUUUGGGGGGAAUUUCAAGCUUAUACUUGCUACUUUGAUACACAGCAGCAAGAAAGGAUCAUAAAAUGGAUCUUAUUGUUAGGAAGCAUGAUUGAUGGAUAAAAGUUUGGACACCCCUUGAGCUACAAUCACAUUUGAUACACUUUGGCAUGGAAACAGGAGUUCAGAACUCUGCCACUUGUCCAGUCUCACCAGUGUGAGAACGUGUAGGUUUCUAUUUCACAGAAGGGUUUUAACGUGCCAGUCGCCGUCUCCUCGCGUCUGGCUUUGUGGUUCCAUGUUUGACUCGACUGGUUCCGUUAGUGACUGGCGAGGAAAAAAAAAAAGUGACGUUUGUCGUCCUUGGCGUAUUCCUACCGACUUGUCUUACUUAGUCUCACCUUCACGAGCAGACAUCCAGUUGUGGUGCAGAAGUUGAAAAGCACUUGCCUUACCUGUCACUCACUUUUGUUGAUCUAUGCUUUUUAGGCAGCACAAAAAUUCCACCAGUAUUGUUGGUUUGUUAAAAAAAGAAGAAUGAAUGAAAAAGUGUUUUGUAUGUUUGCUUUGAUUACAGCUUGGAAACAACA